UUUUUGCAGAAGUUGAGUGUGUGUGUGUCUGUGUGUGUGUGUGUGACCGACAUACUCUACUAAAUAUAAUAAGUAUGAGACAUUAACACUAGUAUGAGGCAUAGAUAAAACACUGUGUCACUGAGAUCUGUGUCACAACCAACGUGUACGACGGAGAUAGAAAAUACGGAAGUGUACAGCCAAUCACAAGGUCAAGUGUAUAUAGAUUAGUAUUGUUGUCUAUGGCUUCAUGAACACGGAAAUAAUCUGAAGUAGAAUUUAUGAUUUGUAGUUUAUGAUCAAUUUUAGUGAUCAUAACCCGGAAAUAAUCAGUUUAGUGAAGUGAUCAUAACCUGGAAAUAAUCAGUUUAGUGACGUGAUCAUAACCUGGAAAUAAUCAGUUUAGUGACGUGAUCAUAAUCUGGAAAUAAUCAGUUUAGUGAAGUGAUCAUAACCUGGAAAUAAUCAGUUUAGUGACGUGAUCAUAACCUGGAAAUAAUCAGUUUAGUGAAGUAAUCAUAACCUGGAAAUAAUCAGUUUAGUGAAGUGAUCAUAACCUGGAAAUAAUCAGUUUAGUGACAUGAUCAUAACCCAGAAAUAAUCAGUUUAGUGACGGGAUCAGAACCUGAUAAUAGGGAGUUUAGUGACGUGAUCAAAACCCGGAAUUAAUCAGUUUGGAGACGUGAUAAAAACCUGGAAAUAAUCAGUAUAGUCACGUGAUCAUAACCUGGAAAUAAUCAAUUUAAUAAGUGAUGAGCACUAUGGAGGAAAUAAACACAGUGAUCAGAACCAGGAAAUAGUCACUGAUCAAAUCUGGGGAAAACUACUAUUGUAAAUAAGAUUUUUGAUCAAUAUUGUUGAAGUGAACUGAAUAAAUUGAAAAUAAACUGAGUAUAAACAAUUGAUCAGUGUGAUAAUAAAAGCGAAGCGAAUUGAUCAAUAAUAGAACAAAACUGAGAAUUGAUCAGACCAAAGAAUGAUGUUAACUUGAUCAAAAUUCGAGCAAAUGUGAGAAACAAAUCGUAUUUUGUUAAUUGGUUGAAUAAAUUGAAAUUGAAAAAGGAGAUUUAUACCAAUUGAGUGAUGGUCAAUUGAUCAAAAAUGAAAGUUGCUUGAUUAUAGCGUCCGUUGAACAAAAACUGAUCAAGUUAAGAGAACAAUAACUUAAAUACCGUUGAUCAGAAUUUAAGUGUCGUCAAGGGAAAUUAAGUAACUGGAUUUACAACAUUGGGGGUCUGAAAUGAAGGGAACUUAAGUGGCCUGAAGUUAAGGUACAGAAGUGAGCUGGAAGAGAUAUGAACGACACUGAUGGAGAACUGAGGAGAACAAUAAUAGAGGCUGUGAACCAGUAAAAGAGGGAAACAGUGAGAGAAGACGUGAUAAACAGAGUAAUUGGGUAAUGAUUACAAUGAAGAGGUAACCCGAGGUGACCGCUGUUCACCUGCCGCCACCAGAGAUGACACAAGGUUGUCAUUGCGUGAUGGUGUUGCAACUGCUGGUGGUGAUGCUGGCAGUGAGAACAACACCCGUGUCCUGUCAUGUUAUGUGGACAUCCAUCCUCCCCGCCUCACAAGAUCAGGUGGACCUGUGGACGGUGUCAGGUACCGGGUGUACGUGUCCUCACCUCGCACCAGGUCACACCCCCGACUGUGCCUGCUGCGUCAGCCGGGUCGCCUGCCCCUGUGGUGAGGCCAAUCCACACCGCUGUGCCCAGUGUGGCCUUCACCAACACUGCAACAAUAUUCCUCAGCUUCGUCUUUCUCUUGAUGUAUUAAACUGA
Homarus americanus (American lobster) is the source of this 1759-nucleotide messenger RNA. RefSeq lists its product as uncharacterized. NCBI's taxonomy places the organism in Eukaryota, Metazoa, Arthropoda, Malacostraca, Decapoda, Nephropidae. The transcript has 4 exons. The coding region runs from base 1436 to 1759 and encodes 107 amino acids. The record is from RefSeq and is a predicted model, not a curated record.